AUGGAUCUUGAGUCUGAAUCCGAGUCCGAUGGCGGCAUGCAACUCGAUGAAGUCUCGAUGGACUCCAGCUCAGAGGGAGAAGCAGACCCCGGCCAAAACACCAGACUGGAUAUCGACAACUCCCACCCCGAAGGCUGGGAUAUCGUUGGGCACAUAGAAACCCCCGGCGACACAGAGAGAUUCUCCCACCGAGCCCCAGACCCAACAACAACAACCUACAACCAAAGCGGCCGCUCAAACGUCAUGCAGAUCCCAACAUCCUAUGAAAAAGACACCCGCAUGCGCUCUCACCUCCGCGAAGAAAAACACGCCGCUCUCUGCGUCCUCCAAGACAAAGAAAUGCUCAUUACAUACGCGCUAGCCGCGAACGAGACAAUCCCGCAAACGCGCCGUCGCUUCAUGGCCAAGUACCUCGCUCCAAAUGACCCGGAACGAGCAGAGGAGCUGUAUGCACCGCGCUUUUGGAUCCCGGCUGAAGGAGAGGGCGGCGAGGCUUCGCUGGUUCAGGGAAGGUAUCGUGAGGUUAUUGGUGGGAGUGGUGAUCAUGGCUGGUGUAAGCCUGGGUAUUUGAAGCGUAUGGAGGGUGAGUUGAAGGGUGGGUCGAGGUCUGUUUCGGCUGGGUCGGUAUCUGGGGCGAAUUCACCGAGACGGGCUUCGGGGGUUAGACUUGCUUCUGGAUCUGGGAGGUCUUCUGGGCGGUCUUCUUUGGCGCGUGAUGAGGAUGAUGAUCUUUGA
This is a messenger RNA of Penicillium brevicompactum, 735 nucleotides long. RefSeq lists its product as uncharacterized. The transcript is spliced from 3 exons. The coding region runs from base 1 to 735 and encodes 244 amino acids. NCBI's taxonomy places the organism in Eukaryota, Fungi, Ascomycota, Eurotiomycetes, Eurotiales, Aspergillaceae. The record is from RefSeq and is a predicted model, not a curated record.